UUAAUGAGGUACACAGGACGGGCGCCCAUGGUGACGUGGUGUCGGUUCCCAAGCGUAGCAGUUUGGCUCCCACGGCAGUGUGGAAUGCCGUUCCACUUGCGCUUCUUGUCCACCUCCCGGCGAGGAGCACCGAGCAUCCCUCUCCCGCGACUCUCCUCCCACCCUCCUCCGACAUCCUUGCGGCGGAGCGGAGGUGUAAUCGAUGGCGCGCAGACCAAGGAGAGCGGCAUCCCUUUCUCCCGCACUCCUCCGACAGGCUCGCGGUGGAGCGGAGGAGAACUUACGGUGCCUGGACCAUGAUUGGCAGCUCCCUGCAGCAGGACAGCUGGACGUUGUUUCCCCAGCGACUGGGAUUACCAGCGGUGCCCGGGCCCCGAUGCGACUCGGGACCACGUCCCCCUCCACUUGCUUUUGCUGCCACGAGAUGCCGGGGACCGGACAGACGGCCUGCUCCCCGCUGCCUCCCAAUCUGCACUGCGUGCAGCCCUUUCGUUUUGGGCCCUCCACCUCUUUGUUCGAUAGGACGGGCAGGCCGGGACUCCUGGAUGUGAACGUGGUACAACCGCUUACACUUCACUUUCACGCAUGGUGCGAGAUGUUGGGUCCACUCUCACCCUGGUCGUCCAGGAGGCUGAGGUGCGGUUACACCCUGCAGUUUGCAAGUCGCCCGCCUCCCUUCAUAGGAAUCCUCCACACGUGGCUCUCAUGCCCCUCGGGGUGGCUGCGCUAAUGGAGGAAGCAUCCUCACUCCUUCUUCGGGGUGCGAUAACGGAGUUGAGCAUGGAGGAGGCGCACUCGGGCUUCUACUCCCCUGAUUUCUUGGUUCCCAAGAAAAAGGGUGGAGUGAGAAUCAUUCUGGACCUGCGGGUCCUGAACACUCAUGUGGCCGCCGGGAGGUUCCGCAUGCUAAAGGUCAGGCACCUCCUGGAGAGCGUCCGCCCCGGGGACUGGAAGUUCAUCAGAUUCGCCGUGGUGUUUUCAAUACAACCAUCUCCCUUUUGGAUACUCCCUCGCUCCGCGCACAUUCACCAAGUGUGUCGAGCCCCUCCGUUGUUGAGGUCUGACGAUGCUCACCUACAUCGACGACUGGCUGAUACGAGCGCCCUCUCACCGGGAGGCCGUGGAGCGCAUGGCCCUGGUCUUGCACCACAUCGAGCUCCUGGGGUUCAUGGUGAACAGAGACAAGAGCGCACUCAUCCCAGCUCAGCAGAUGGCUUAUCUGGACCAGGAGCUGGAUGCUCUCACCAUGACAGCUCGCCUUUCUGAGGAAGGCAAGCCUCUCUCCUGUCACUCCUGAGGUUCCUGAUCACGUCAUCCACGGUUCAGGUCCACCUGGUCAGGACCGUUCUGGGGAUGAUGGCUGCGGCCCAUCCCGUGGUUCGCUUGGGCCUUCUGCACAUGUGCAGGCUCCAACAGUGGUUCAGUCGCCUCUGCCUUUCGGGGAUGUGGGACAGACGCAGUCCCGCCCCAGGUGCAAAACGACCUCCUGUUCUGGCUGAACCAGUUCUUCUCCUGCAAGGAGUUCCCAUGGGCUGCGUGUCACAUCACGUCGAGGUGUUCACGGAUGCAUCUCUCGCAGGUUGGGGAGGCAUGCUAGGCCACCUCAUGGUGGGUGGUGCCUGGGACUCCACACCCAUUCACAUCAAUGUGCUGGAAAUGACUGCAUUACAGCGCGUGCUGCUCCAUUUCCAGGUCAGGCUGUGGGGCAGCCAUGUGCUGGUCAGGUCAGACAACACCACAGUGGUGGCGUACCUGAACAGGCAGGGAGGGACGAGGUCUCCCUCCCUACAUUGCAAGGCGGUGGAGAUUAUGUUGUGGGCGGACCGGCACCUGUCUUCUCUGAAAGCUCAACACGUGCCCGGGCCUCUCAACGUCGGCGUGGACAGCAUGUCUCGGGGAGGCCCACUCCCCGAUGAGUGGAGCCUGUCCCCCCGAGUGGUAGCCCGACUCUGGCACAGGUUCGGGCCCCCCGCGGCAGUCCUUUUCGCCAGUGCAGAGAACUCACAGUGCCCACUUUGGUUCUCGCUCAGGUCGUCAGACGAACCUGACGCCCUACUGCAGGCAGGGGGCACCCUCCGGUCCCGCCCCAUCCUGGGCAGGAGUCUUUUGGCCUGGAUGCUGAGCUGGUGAGACUAGUUGUACUAGAUCUCCCCCGGCUGUGGUGUCCACCAUCCAGAGUGCCAGGGCCCCCUCCACCGUUAAGGCUCACAGGUCUCGGUGGCGCCUCUUCAUGUCGUGGUGCUCGGAGAGGGAUCUGGACCCGGUGUCCUGCACCGUCGGUGGGGUGCUGGAAUUUCUGCAGGCUUUGCUGGAGAGCGGUUGCGUUGCAUCCACUCUCGCUGUGUUUGCAUCGGCCAUCACGAUGGGCCACCAAGGCUUCGGGCGUUUUUCGACGAGCAGUCACCCACUGAUGAAGCGGUUCUUGCUAGGGGCGUGUCGGCUGCGGCCUCCCCCCAGGCAUGUAGUUCCCCCGUGGGACCUCCACACUGUACUGGAUGGUCUGAGGGGUCCCCCUUUCGAGCCUUUGGAGCAGGUGGAUGUCCGCUUUCUCUCCUUCCAGGCUGCCCUCCUUUUGGCAUUGGCCUCUGCCAAGAGGGUUGGGGAUCUCUGCGCCCUGCCGGUCCAUCCCUCCUGAAUGGCUUUCAGUCAGGACUGGGGACUGGUUCACCUUUGGCCUAACCUGACUUUUCAUCCCAAGGUGAUCACUUCGGAGUUUCGGUGGAGAGUGAUCCGGAUCAGGGCACUUUGCCUGGCUCGCCAGGAGAUGACCCUCGGUUGCGGUUGCUGUGUCCGGUCAGGGCUCUGCGUUGCUACGUUGAGUGCACGACUGGCUUUCACACUACGGACCAGCUGUGUGUGCAGUUUGGGGCCAGGGAGCGUGGCCCCCUGCUGUCCUCCCAGCGUCUUGCCCACUGGGUUGGGGGCGCUAUCGCAGCUGACGAUGAGGCGUGGAACCGCCUGUCGCCUGCGGUGAUUCACGCUCAUUCUACAUGGAGCAUUGCCGCUUCUGCGGCUCUGUGCACAGGUGUCACGGUGGAUAACAUCUGCCAGGCCGCCUCUUGGGCCUCUGCAUCCACCUUUGUGCGCUCUUAUCUGAUGGAUAUGUGCACAGACUCUGUGGCCAUGUCAGUUUUCAGCGAGAACAGGAGUUCUGUCAUUUAACUGUGUUCUUUCUUGUCCAGACCAGAUACUGCUUCCCUGGGGGGAUUCAGGCCGUGUGUGGUUCUGUUGCCUGCCGUUGUGACUCUGAUGCCCUGGCCGGCGUAUGUGUGCCAUCAUGUUACGCUAAUCCUGUCAGCCUUCCAGCUGGGGGUACAUUUAUCCCAACAGCCUCCGCCUUGGUAGUGUGCGAGUAGCGAAGCCCGUAGGUGGGCUAAGCAUCACAUGAAGUAGAAAUUAUAGUUACUAAACGUAACUACAGUUCUAUGAGUGUGUGCUUGCCCACCUACCUGCGAGACCAGCUGUCCUGCUUCCGUUUCUCCUGGGCUGUUCAGAAGAAGGAAGUUGAGCGGGUGCACACUGAUUAUAUCCCCUUAGUGAGGGGCGUGGCAGUGUGCCAGUGUGCAUGCAGGAUUGGCGCGUCAGUUUUCGGAUCUGUCUCAGUGAUUGGCUGGCGCCAGGGAGGGUACCAAUAGCAAAGCCCGUAGGUGGGCACGCACACACUUGUAGAACUGUAGUUAUGUUCAGUAACUGUAAUUUUCUAAACACUGAUCGUUCACUGCAGAACAUCUGGAUGGAGCAAACGGUGGAGGUUCCUCUCUCUUCACUGUAGGGUGAAGACAUCCAGAGGAUCUUGCUCCAGCUCGCUCCCCCCGCCGUUAAAAUAACAUUUUGAUACACACAGACCUGUGUAUGCACAGUGCGCCGCGGAAGGAUAUACCGGCGCACAGUAGCUGAGUCUUUGGCUUCUACUGGUGUGCUCCGGUAUAUCCUUCCGCGGAGCACUGCGCAUGCGCAGGUCUGUGUGUAUCAAAAUGUUAUUUUAACCAAUUGAAAAGAAAACACGUCUUUUAAAAUGUUUUAUAACCAUUCGGAUUUACUUCACGUGCUAAUACGCCGUCCCCUGGACCACUGGAAGGAGUAUUUUGUCCACUUUCGUCAGUCCGGCUCUGUUCCCUGUUGACUUCCAGCAGUUGAGCUAAGCUCACUACGAUGGUAACCAGCCACUGGACCAAGAGAUACAAAAAAGAUCUCACAGCUGAGGGAUCACUGACGUCUCUGAGCUGCAGGGGGCAGCAGCUCACCAGCAGAACCAGGGCAGACCAGCGUUCACAGGAGCAGGAAAUCAGAGGAGGGUUGGGCUUCAAACCUGCUAAGCAGGAAGAGAAACUCUUCAAACACUGGCCGUUGUUGAGAGGAGGAAAUGGCUCAGGGAGGAGCUCAGAUGGAUCCACUAAAGUUCUCUUGUUCCAUCUGUCUGGAUCCCCUGAAGGAUCCGGUGACGGUUCCCUGUGGACACAGCUACUGCAGCAACUGUAUUAAAAGACACUGGGAUGAAGAGCAAAACAAGGGAAUCUACAGCUGUCCUCUGUGUGGGGACAAGUCCAGGAGGAGGCCUGACCUGAGGAAAAACAUCAUGUUAGCAGAGUUAGUGGAGGAUCUGAAGAAGACUGGACUCCAAGCUGCUGCAGCUGAUCUCUGCUCUGCUGGACCUGAAGAUGUGGCCUGUGAUGUUUGCUCUGGGAGGAAGCUGAAAGCUGUCAAGUCCUGUCUGGUCUGUGUGGUCUCUUACUGUGAGGAACACCUCCAACGUCACAAUGAAGUACUUCCAGUGAAGAAACACCAGCUGGUGGAGCCCUCCAAGAAGCUCCAGGAGAAGAUCUGCUCUCUUCACGACGAGGUGAAGAAGAUUUUCUGUCGCACUGAUCAGCAGUGUAUCUGUUACCUCUGCGCCAUGGACCAACACAGAGGCCAUGAAACAGUCCCAGCUGCAGCAGAAAGGAGGCAGAAGCAGAAGGAGCUGGAGGGGAGUCGACUAAACAUCCAGCAGAGAAUCCAGGAGCGAGAGAAAGACGUGAAGCAGCUUCAGCAGCAGAUGUUUGCCAUCAAUGUCUCUGCUGAUGAAGCAGUGGAGCACAGCAAGGAGAGCUUCACCCAGAUGAUCCGUCUCCUCCAGAAAAGAAGCCUUGAGGUGAAGCGGCAGCUCAGAUCCCAGCAGCAAACUGCAGUGAGUGGACUCAAAGAGCUUGAGGAGAAGCUGCAGCAGGAGAUGGCUGAGCUGAAGAGGAAAGACGUCCAGCUGGAGCAGCUGGCACACACAGAGGACCACACCCAGUUUCUCCACAGCUACACCUCAGUGUCAGCACUCAGUGAGCCCACACACUCCUCCAGCAUCCAGACUGCUCCUCUCAGAUACUUUGAGGAUGUGGCAGCAGCUGUGUCAGAGAGCAGAGACAAACUACAGGACAUCCUGAGAGAGACUGAAGAGGUGCUACUGCUACAACCACAGCCAGAGAGCAGAGCAGACUUCUUACAAUAUUCACAGCAGAUCACUCUGGAUCCAAACUCUGUGAACAGAGAGCUGAAAUUAUCUGAUGGAGACAGACAAGUAACUUUUACAAAGGAAGUUCAGCCUUAUUCUGAUCAUCCAGACAGAUUCACUGUAUGGUUUCAGGUUCUGAGCAGAGAGAGUCUGACUGGACGUAGUUACUGGGAGGUGGAGAGGAGAGGAAGAGUUCUUGUAGCAGUCACAUACAAGAACAUCAGCAGAGCAGGGAGGGGAGAUGAAUGUGGAUUUGGAUAUAAUGACAAAUCUUGGGCUUUAUAUUGUGGCCCAUUUACUUUUUGUCACAACGACAUCCACACUCCCGUCUCAGGUCCUGAGUCCUCCAGAGUGGGAGUGUACCUGGAUCACAGAGCAGGUAUUCUAUCUUUCUACAGCAUCUCUGAAACCAUGACUCUCCUCCACAGAGUCCAGACCUCCUUCACUCAGCCACUACAUGCUGGAGUUUGGCUUUAUGGUUAUGGAUCCUCAGCAGAGUUUGUGAAACCUGAGUAGAGGACUCCAUCAGAUCUCCUUGUGUGGUUUUCUAAAGGAGCCUCCACAUUUUCUGAGCUGAGACGAUGAGAUUUCUGACAGGAAGAAGAUUGAAACCAACAGAUGGCCGGCCGUCUUCUCAGAGACUUUCUACGUGGACAAAAGGAUGUGAGACGAGUGUGGAGAGACAGAAAGGAGCUGAGUUAGUGGAGAAAAACAUGGCCGCUGCAGCCAUCAGUCCCCUCACUGAUUCCUCAACUGAUGCUUUUCUAAUAGUUGGACUCAUUUUUCAAGCUUCUCAAACAGGAUGUUCUUCUUCACGGACCACAGGAAGCUGCAGCUUUUCACACUUUGGGGGAUUUGAAGUGGAAAUUAGGAGCUUUCACAUGUUUGGAUUGAUCAAUCUGUCUUUUUUCAUGAUUCUUUUCUGACAUUUGAUCCUUCAGAGUGAAGAUUUGUGGAUUUUCUUGAACAGUAAACUGAUUGUUUUGGCUUUUUGGAUCUUCAUCUGUCACCAAGUGGCAGGAAGUUUGAUUCUUUUAGCUGGAAAUGACUCCAGUCGACAACAACGGUCAACAAUUUACACACACACACACACACACACACACACACACACACACACACACACACACACACACACAGGUUUCUUUUAAACACAUUAAAUCAGUCAUAAAGUGAAAUGCUGCUUUAUUAAUUGUCAAUUUGUUUCUUUUUCAAAGGUUUUUGCUUCAAAUGUUGUUUGUGUGACGCCAAGAGAAACCAAGUCAGUCAACAUGGAGCCUUUAAUAAAAUACAUUCAGUCAUCAUUCUAGUCACACACACACACACACACACACACACACACACA
Messenger RNA from Salarias fasciatus (jewelled blenny), 6824 nucleotides. Its product is annotated as tripartite motif-containing protein 16-like. NCBI's taxonomy places the organism in Eukaryota, Metazoa, Chordata, Actinopteri, Blenniiformes, Blenniidae. Gene Ontology annotation, molecular function: protein binding; zinc ion binding. The coding region runs from base 4364 to 5998 and encodes 544 amino acids. The record is from RefSeq and is a predicted model, not a curated record. The transcript is spliced from 2 exons.